This is a messenger RNA of Salvia hispanica, 511 nucleotides long. The record is from RefSeq and is a predicted model, not a curated record. Lineage: Eukaryota; Viridiplantae; Streptophyta; Magnoliopsida; Lamiales; Lamiaceae.
UGGUAGCUGUGAAACUAAUUUCUUGACCCGGUAAAUACCAAGUGGGUUUCAGGCUUCCCUAUACUACUUUCCAUGUAUCAAUGUAACUCAAUCACAGCUGAGGGCAGGCCGUCGCACUUUUUGGAGUGGAAACUCGGCCGUCUCCGCCGAUUUCUGAAUGUUGACCGUGGUGUGUACCAAGAGACUUUGAGGGAAAUGCAGCAUAUCCAGAGGAAGAGCUCGAUGGGGGUGAAAUUGGCGGAGGAAGGUGACAGAAGAAGCAACGGCGGUGGAGAGGACGAAGACGGAGAAGGAUCGGUGGUGUUUGGCAAUGAAGAGUGCGAAUUGAGGUGUUCUGGUGGGAGUAAAGCACGUUCAUUUCUUCCAUCUCCAUUUCUAUUAUUUUCAACUUUCGGAUUAGAACUGCGGAGGCGGUGGAGAGCAAUAAUUCUAAUUAGAACUGAUGAGCUAUGAGGAUUUGUCGGUGAUAAUCAUCAAAGGCGAGGGUGGUUUAGUCAUUUGGUCCACAUUU